AUGGUGGCCUACUUCGCGCUCAGUGACCUGGUCGAGUCGCGUUGGCGGCAGUACGCUGCGCGCACCGUGGAGAUCGUGGACGGGCUGUCGCUGGGCGAGACGGCGCGGCUGGCGUCGGCCUUCUCGACCGCGCGCUUGCUGGACUUCGGCCUCAUGGCCAGCCUGUCCUCGAGAGCCUUGGAGUGCCUCCGUGCGGAGCAGGGCGCUGGCGCCGCGAGCGCCACCGCGGCUGACGCGCGUCGCCUCGCGAUGGCCUUCGGGCGGGCCAGGGCCUUCGACAGCGAUCUGAUGGAAGCCCUCGUGCCGAUCAUCAGCGAGCGGGUGGAGGACUUCCGGCCCCGCGAGCUGGCCCGCGUCGCGGACGCCUACGCGCGCGCCGCGGUGCAGAGCCCCGACCUGUUCGCGCUCGCUGCGGAGGCGCUGCCUCCGUACCUGUACGACCUCGAGCCCGGCGACCUGGCGGCGCUGUGCCGCGGCUUCUCGGAGGCCGCGGUGUACAGCAGCGAGCUGACGGACGCUCUCUGCGAGGAGGUGGUCAAGAGGCUGAAGAGCUUCGGCCCGCUGGAGUGCCUCGUGUUCCUCGAGGGCCUGGCGCAGCUGAGCGAAGGCCUCCCCGAGGAGAUGCGCCGGGACGACGCGGAGACUGUGGCAGCGGUGGCCGGGCAGCUGGCCAGGUCGAUGCAGUCGCUGGCCGCGGGCGACAUCGUUCGCGUUUUUUCGGCGCUGGUGCAGCUCGACCACUACGAUCAGUUUCUGGUCCAUGCCCGCCUGUGCGAGGCCCUGGCGCAGAAGCUGAGCCAGGGGCAGCUGCGCGGGCCCCCGGCCUUCGCGAGGCUGGCGGAGCUCCUCCACUGUCUCAGCCUGCUGCCGGCGCAGUCCCACAAGUCCGCCGAGCUCGCCCUCACCACCGCGGCGCUGCUGCGCGAGUGCGGGCCGCCGAGAGGGGGCCGCCCGGAGCCGCGGGCGCUGGCGCUGGUGGCCAGCGCGCUGGCGGAGCUGGGCCAGCAGGACCAGGACCUGCUGGAGAUGCUGGGCGGCGCGGUGCUGCCGAGGCCCUCGGCAGGCCUCCCCAGCGACCCGCGGCACGGCGCCGGUCCGUCGGAGCUGCUCGCCCUGUCGUCCGACGACGAGCUCCAAGACCUGCAGCGCGCCUUCAGGGCUUGCCGCAGCGAGGCGCUGGCAGGCGCGUGCGCGGCCAUCGGCGCCGAGCUGGCCCGCAGGAGCGAGUAA
Molecule: messenger RNA, 1230 nt
Organism: Prorocentrum cordatum
Lineage: Eukaryota; Dinophyceae; Prorocentrales; Prorocentraceae
Source: the annotation of a GenBank genome assembly